AUGAGCAUGCUAGUCUUCGAGUCCGUGGCAGACGCCAGGUGCAAAGAGCUUGGACUGGCCAAGCCUUACGUCGAUCCCCUUCUCUUCAGGCACCCCGACCAUUAUGCCGACUUGCUUCGUCGUGUUGACGCCGCUGGGAUGUUGAGGUUCCGCCCCCGCAGCGAUUGCGAGCAGCCCUCCGUCGGUGUUUUCUUCGUGACCAAAAAUGACGGCAGCAUCAGGAUGGCGCUUGAUACUCGCAUCACAAAAUUUGCAUUCGUGGAGCUGGCUGGCACCAAAUUGCCGACGGGCGCGUCGCGGGCUGGACUGGAGAUCAGCAGCGGGGCCAACGGCUACAUGGUGGCGGCGGACGCCCAGUGCGCCUUCCAUCGCAUGGAGCUGCCCUCGGACUUGGCCCACGCCUUCACCCAGCUGAACAUCGUGAAUCGGGCUUUGCGGCCUGGCGGCCUCGAGCUGGACGUUGACGUGUUUCCUGAGAUUCUGGUGCCGCCGAUAAGGUGGAAUUGGGCCCUGCAUGUUUGCCGGGACGCUCUGACCAACAUCGCGUGGGACGCGGGCGCGCACGUGCAUCGCUUAAUCUUCGGCGGCGCGCGGCCACCCAUGCUUGGGCGCACCGAUAAUUGGGUGGUAGCUGCCUGCGUCGACAACUUUUGCGUGGCGGCUGGAUCAAGCGAGCUUGCUGACAACGUUGAUCAGGGCGACCUCGACUGCUGGCGGGCACCGCCGCCUGCCCGCGCGGACGUCAAUGACCCUUCGGGGCUGGAGUUCAACGGGGUGCGGGGCACCACGAGGGUCGCGCGAGCUUCAGAGGUUCUCGCCGGCCCCAGGGGGGCCGACGACUUCGAAGGCGCGCUGUCCGUCGGGUCGGAGCCCCCCGGGUUCGCCGAGGUCCCCGAGGAUAUGUCGAAGGAGCCCGACUGGCGGCCGUCGCGGGCCAUGGCGCUGGCCCGUCGGAGAGUCGGCCCCCAGUUGUCGCCCUCGGAGCUGACGGCAUGGCGCCCGAGCUGCUCGGUUGCUGCGGCGCCCGCGGACGCCUCCGCCAAGCCCAUCGCGGCCCUCGCCCGGCGGCUGAGCUCCAUUUGCCUUUUGGAUGGGGUUGACGUGGUCGCGCGCGCAGGGGAUCGACGCGAUCACGACGGGCUUCCUGGCGCGCCUGGCCCCGACGCCUGCGACGCGUCGUCGGCGAGGGUCGCGAUGGCGGCGGUGCGCCAUCUGGCGCCGUCGCUCGGCCCUGAAGGCUUCUGGGGCUUCUUGGCCGUCAUGAUCCUCGGGCGCCACCGGCUGAAGGUCCCUGUGAUGGCCGAGCUCAUGACAGAGGGGGCGAGCUCUGGCGCAGCGCCCGCCGGCCGUCAGGCCGCCGGCACCGUGGGCGGCAGGACCGCGCUGGCGCGCCGCACCGCGGGCAAGAGCACGGUCGGGACGAGCAGCGGCCGCAAGGGCGCCGACGGCGGCAUCCUCAAGUUCUACACGGACGACUCGGCCGGCCUGAAGGUGGGGCCCACCACGGUCUUGGUGCUGUCCCUGGUCUUCAUGGCCAUCGUCUGCUCCCUCCACAUCCUGGGCAAGUUCCGCGGCAGCUGA
Prorocentrum cordatum is the source of this 1581-nucleotide messenger RNA. NCBI's taxonomy places the organism in Eukaryota, Dinophyceae, Prorocentrales, Prorocentraceae. The record is from the annotation of a GenBank genome assembly.